UGGUAUUAACCGGAGUUGCCAAUUGUAUUAAAACCAUUAGUUGGAAGUUAUUACUAAGGGUACUAUUUAAGUGCGUCAUAAUUCAUUGAAGCAAAAAUCGCAAGGAUAUGAGUCGCAUUGCACCUUGUUACGUCGAGUAUUAGUUCUAAAAACUGAAGAGCGUGUUGCAUACAAGUUGUAGUUUUUAUCUUGUGUGGCAUCGAUAAAAACGUUAAUAUUAUAAAAAUGAAAUGUUUUUGCUGCGUGCUGCUUCUUCUAGCGACGGGAAAGUGUCAGAAACCAACUUACUACAUCGAAUCAGAUGACAAACCACCUAGAAGAUUUGAAGCGAUUAGACGAACAGUAAUCAGAUUAACAAACAAAGGAGACCAAUUUUUUGUUCAUCCCGGCCUGACGAAAGAGGAUGAUACGUUUUCGUUUGAAUCUGUAAAAACGCCAGGAGAAUAUCUUGGUGUGACAAAAAGACAAAGAUUGGCCAUGUUCGAAUUUGAUAACAAUCCAACAUCUAAACAAAAGAAGUCUGCUACAUUCAAGGCAAACCCCGAAAACAAAAAUCCGCACAAGGAAUACGUCAAUUUUGAAUCAAUUAUGAGUCGUGGGACAUACGUCGGUAAUUUCGGAGAUCGACUACUCUUAGUUCACGAAUGGUGGCUGGACAACGAAAAAGUAACGACCAGCUUUAUUCUAAAACGUGCUGAUGGAGAGGAUGAAGAACCGCCAACAAAAAUACCAAUCGAUUGGUCCCAAUGUUCUCGAUCCUGCGGUGGAGGAACUAGAUCAGCAACAGAUCCUAAUUGCGACAAAACUGACCUAAAGAACUGCCAUAAAAUUUUUGAAGAGUGCAAUACUGAUCCUUGUUCUGAAAUAUCCACUUGUCCAACGCAAUACAACUUCCGGUACAUGGAUAAAACGUCUUGCUGUAAAAAGUCAGGUGCAGAAUCUUGUGGAGCAAAUGGGCAAGAUAUAACCCCGAGAAUUAUAGGAGGUUAUAAAGCAGAAAGUAAUCGAUGGCCGUGGAUGACUCUAGUUGAUGUAGAAGAAAGAAACGGAGUGUAUUCGUGUGGAGGAACAUUGAUCAGCAGAGAAUGGGUUGUGACUGCAGGCCAUUGCUUGAGAAAUUCUGAUGGGAGUAACAUGCUACUAACUUUUGGAACGAACAACAUCAAAAACCAGUCGCCCGAUACACAGAAAUCCGGAGUUCAAAAAGUCAUUUUGCAUCCGGCUUACGAGUUUCCCAAAAACGAUCUGGUUCUGCUUCAGUUGAAGAAACCUAUAACAAUUACUCUUGCUGUUGCACCUUUGUGUCUGCCAAGAGGAGAAAAACUGGAAGUCGAUGCCAAAUGCUACGCAGUUGGUUGGGGAGUAGCGAGUGUAGAAAAUAUUAGAAUGCGGAUGGGCUCAGAUGAAUUGAUGGAAGUCGGUUUGAAGAAUUUACCAAUGGGAUUUUGUCAUGAGAAAUAUAAGGGAACUGGUUACGAGCAAUAUUUAACAAAAGAAACUCUUUGCGGUGGAUUGAUAAAAGGGAAAGCUGAUACCUGUUUGGGUGAUAGUGGGGGACCUCUGAUGUGUCAGAGAUGUUCGUCAUGUUCUUGGUAUUUGGCGGGUGUUACUUCCUUUGGACCAGAAGAUUGCGGUCAAAACAUUGCACCAGGAGUGUUCACAAAUGUAGUCGAGUACGAAAACUGGAUUGAAAGUCAUAUUAAAAGCGGAAAUGACACGACGACGUUUGCCAAGUGCAAAUUGUAGAGAUUAUUUUAAUAAAAUGGGAAAAUAGAUUUCAAUGUUCUACAUCAAUCUUAUUUUUUGCAUUGUUGUGAUCACAUUUCCCAAUGAUAUGAACGUUCUUGCAUUAAAAGGAAUGAAUAAUCUUU
Molecule: messenger RNA, 1871 nt
Organism: Styela clava
Lineage: Eukaryota; Metazoa; Chordata; Ascidiacea; Stolidobranchia; Styelidae
Biological process (GO): L-arabinose metabolic process; proteolysis
Molecular function (GO): serine-type endopeptidase activity; alpha-L-arabinofuranosidase activity
Source: RefSeq, a predicted model, not a curated record